This is a messenger RNA of Gaeumannomyces tritici R3-111a-1, 1233 nucleotides long. RefSeq lists its product as hypothetical. The record is from RefSeq and is a predicted model, not a curated record. The coding region runs from base 526 to 1002 and encodes 158 amino acids. The transcript has 4 exons. Lineage: Eukaryota; Fungi; Ascomycota; Sordariomycetes; Magnaporthales; Magnaporthaceae.
GUCCCCGAGGGGCACACCGAAAGGGACUGGCAGUAUUCUAGAAAAUUAGCAUUCGGGCCCGUCCGACCCCAUCAGCGGCGCUAGGUCCAUGGCCCUCUCAUUCCGGCGAAGAUUUGGCCAGGAGAGGGCUGGCCUGUGCCGCCGCUAGUCCCCGCGGGGGGUCGGGUCGACCAUGGUUCUCCCGGAUUUGAUGAUUUCGAAUCCCUCGUCUACCGAAGCCCUCCCUUUGACUCCCUAAACAGCAUAUCUCGAGCCGACGAGCGCCGCGGCAUUCCAGUUCCGGCCAAGGCUCGCCGCCCGCGCUAGUUACGAGGGGUUGUGAGACCCGCGAUAAUGGGCCAGCCUCCUGAAUGAUGUCGCCUGUCCUGGUGUUUUUGUAAGUAUAUAUAGGGCGGACCGGAUCUGCAUCUGAGACCAGUGUGAUGCCAGAGUCCCCAGCCUCAGCCACUCGCACACACUGGUCUCCUCGCUUCGACAACCUCAACCCACCACACCCAGAAGCAGCAAGCUCCCCCGACGCCCAACAUGUAUUUCAACAUCGGCAGCGCCCUCACCGUCACCCUGGCCCUGUGCUCGGGCGUCGUGUCGGCCCUCACGGCGGACCAGCAGGCAGCGCUGGACCUGCACAACAAGGGCCGCAAUGACCUCAACUACCCGACGCUCUCGUGGGACUCGGGCCUGCAGUCCAAGGCGCAGGCGUGGGCCAACACGCUCGCCCAGCGAGGCAAGCUCGAGCACGCCGGCGUCGGCGGCGAGAACCUUUACUGGAUCUCGGCCGGCGGCAGCCUCAAGGGUGCCACCCAGUCGUGGAUGAACGAGAAGAGCAAGUACAAGGGCGAGAAGAUCCCCGAGGGGAACUUUGCCGGCUACGGCCACUACACCCAGUGCAUGUGGAAGACGACCAAGAAGGUCGGAAUGGCCUCUGCGCGAGACUCCAAGGGCGGGCUCUACGUGGUGGCCCGUUACGACCCUGCUGGCAACAUCCGUGGCCAGAAGCUUUGAUCCUACAAUGACAUGGGGAGAGUUUGAGAAGACUCUAGGGAACUGCGAAUCUUGUAUAGAACCCUGCGCUUGGGCCGCGGCCCUGCCUUUGGAGGACCUUUAUCUUCAGUGUAAAUAUUCGAUCUUGUCAAACCUGUAUUUAAAAUGAUAGCAUUUUUGCCACACAUCUUGCUCCGCCGAGCACGUGGUUCCGCGAGUGUUUCGGGGGUUUUCCAUUGGGCGUCCUCUCUC